UCCUUCAAGCCCUGCCCUCUGUCGGAAGCGGGCGUCACUCAAAGGCGCGAGGCUGAAGUCCGGGAGUCCGCUGUGAAGCGUGCAACCUUGAGCGCUAUGGCCGUCGCGUUACCCGCAGUCGUGGAGGAGCUCCUGAGCGAGAUGGCCGCAGCAGUGCAGGAAUGCGCGCGAAUUCCUGAUGACCAUCUUUUAUCGCUGAAGUUUGUCUUUGGUUCAUCAGCUGUCCAGGCCUUGGAUCUAGUUGAUCGACAGUCUAUUACUUUAAUUUCUUCACCCAGUGGAAGGCGAGUUUACCAGGUAGUUGGAAGUUCUGGUAAGACAUACACUUGUUUGGCUUCUUGUCAUUACUGCUCAUGUCCUGCAUUUGCCUUCUCAGUGCUACGGAAGAGCGACAGCCUACUGUGCAAGCACCUUUUGGCAGUUUAUAUUAGUCAGGUCAUGAGGACCUGUCAGCAACUAAGUGUUUCUGACAAGCAGCUGACUGAAAUAUUGAUGGAGAAGAAAUAAGCAGAAAUGUUUCCGAUGGUGCAUCAUUAUCUUUCAAAAUAGAAAUCUCAUGAAGAAAUACAUGUAAUAGGUCAUGAUUUACAAGGAAGAAAGAUGAAGAAGAUCUUCCAGAUACUUCUUGGUACUGUCUGUUACCUCUUCUAGACUGCUGGAGGGACGCUGGGUGGCAGCUGUGGACUGGGGAAGUCAUGCAUUUGAUUGGAAACUUUGUGCAUCCUUCUCAUGAAAAACCUAAACUAGCUUCUAAGCCUUUUGGGUGAAAAAUGUCUAAGUAGAAUCAAGUGUGGUUAGGUCAAAUAAAACCUAAUCCAUGUUGUAUACACAAUUAGAGUCUUAUGCAACUGAAUUACUAAUUUUUAAAAGGUUAUGACAACUGAUCAAACUGAAUAAGAGUAUAUUUAGAUGAAGAGAUGUUGGGUCUUUUCCUUGGGU
Messenger RNA from Octodon degus (degu), 939 nucleotides. It is a transcript of the gene Zswim7, whose product is annotated as zinc finger SWIM-type containing 7. The coding region runs from base 97 to 507 and encodes 136 amino acids. Gene Ontology annotation, cellular component: Shu complex. Gene Ontology annotation, biological process: double-strand break repair via homologous recombination. Gene Ontology annotation, molecular function: zinc ion binding. The transcript is spliced from 5 exons. Lineage: Eukaryota; Metazoa; Chordata; Mammalia; Rodentia; Octodontidae. The record is from RefSeq and is a predicted model, not a curated record.